AAGCUCGUCCUCGUCGGCCUCGACGGCGCCGGGAAGAGCACGCUCCUGCAGACGAUGCUCGGGGAGAAGCCCGAGAAGACGAUGCCGACGUUCGGGUUCAACAACGCGCGCACGAAGCAGCGCGGGUUCGACAUCGACCUGUUCGACCUCGGCGGCGGGAAGCGAAUCAGAGGGAUAUGGAAGGCGUACAUGGCGGACGUGCACGGAUGCGUCUUCGUCGUCGACGCCGCGGACGCGGACCGCCUGGACGAGUGCCGCGAGGUGUUCGCGGAUACGUUACGCGAUCCGCACCUCAGCGGGAAGCCCAUCGUCGUCUUCGCGAACAAGCAGGACCUCCCGAGCGCCAAGUCUGAGGCGCAGAUCGCGACCGCGCUCGGGCUCGCGACGCUGCAAAAC
Micromonas pusilla CCMP1545 is the source of this 396-nucleotide messenger RNA. RefSeq lists its product as uncharacterized. Gene Ontology annotation, molecular function: GTPase activity; GTP binding. The transcript has a single exon. The annotation marks the transcript as partial. NCBI's taxonomy places the organism in Eukaryota, Viridiplantae, Chlorophyta, Mamiellophyceae, Mamiellales, Mamiellaceae. The record is from RefSeq and is a predicted model, not a curated record.